Messenger RNA from Phyllopteryx taeniolatus (common seadragon), 2333 nucleotides. RefSeq names its product Bruton agammaglobulinemia tyrosine kinase (gene btk). The record is from RefSeq and is a predicted model, not a curated record. Gene Ontology annotation, biological process: peptidyl-tyrosine autophosphorylation; T cell receptor signaling pathway; intracellular signal transduction. Gene Ontology annotation, molecular function: non-membrane spanning protein tyrosine kinase activity; ATP binding; protein binding. Bases 198 to 2093 code for a protein of 631 amino acids. The transcript has 18 exons. Lineage: Eukaryota; Metazoa; Chordata; Actinopteri; Syngnathiformes; Syngnathidae.
CAAGAGAGAGAGGACAAAUGGGGAAGUGUGAGUUCCUGUGUGAGUGUGUUUUUUUUUCCCCCUUCCUUUUCUUCGCACAUAACAGACGACGCACACACAUGCAAGCAUUUUACAUGGAAUGGUAAAACUUCACACCACCCUUUGAAACAACACCGGCAGUUGGUCGUCUGAUGCCUGGAUUAAACUUGGCGUGAACCAUGUGUGACAGCAUUUUGGAAGACAUUUUCAUAAAGCGCUCGCAGCAGAGGAGGAAAACCUCACCCUUGAACUACAAGGAAAGGUGGUUCAUCCUCACACGGGACAAACUCUCCUACUACGACUACGACGUCGACAAAGGGAAGCGAAAAGGCCUGAAGGGCUCGGUGGAUCUGGAGAAGAUCAAGUGUGUGGAAACAGUGCAGACAGAACCCAACAGCCCGCAGGAGCGCAUGUAUGCAUUCCAGGUCAUUUACGACGAUGGGCCACUGUACAUCUUCGCAAAGACAGAGGAAGUUCGGGCUCAGUGGAUAAAGAAGCUGAAAGAAUUGGUGCAGACUAACAAGGACCUGAUGCAAAAGUACCACCCAUGCUUCUGGAUCGACGGAAUUUGGCUGUGCUGCCAGCAGGAAGUCAAGCAGGCAAUGGGGUGUAAGGUUCUGGAUAGCAAAAACGGCUUCAUGUGUCGGAGGGGAUCCCGCAAACCACUGCCCCCGACUCCCUCGGAGGAGAAGCCCGGCCGGCGGUUCCUUCCGCAGCUUCCCGAGGUCGAGCCCUGCGCGGGAAUGAGCGUUGUAGCUCAGUACAACCACCCGGCCAUCAUGUCUCACGACCUGGAGCUGAAGAAGGAUGAGGAGUACACCAUCCUGGACAUGGCCGACCCCAACUGGUGGAGAGCCAGGGACAAAUACGGAAAUGAAGGUUACAUCCCCAGUAAUUAUGUGGUGGAAGUUGGAAACAGCUUAGACAGAUAUGAUUGGUACUGCAAGAAUACUAACCGCAGCCAGGCAGAGAAGCUACUGAAGACUGAGAACAAAGACGGAGGCUUCCUGGUGCGAGACUCCAGCAAGCCAGGGAAAUACACGGUGUCUCUGUUCAGUAAGGGAGGCGGAGAAACUGGUGGCAGCUGCAAACAUUACAACAUCUGCACCACCCUGCAGGGACAGUUCUACUUGGCUGAGAAGCACAACUUCAACACCAUCCCAGAGCUCAUCAACUACCAUCAGCACAAUGCCGCAGGCAUGUUUAGCAGGCUCAAGUAUAUUGUGUCCAACCGGGCACGGCCUCCAUCUACAGCAGGUCUUGGCUAUGGCAUGUGGGAGAUUGACCCCUCCUGCCUCACCUUCAUUCGGGUCCUGGGUACGGGUCAGUUCGGAGUGGUGCAGUAUGGAAAGUGGAAGGGCCAGCACGACGUGGCUAUCAAGAUGAUUAAAGCCGGGGCCAUGUCAGAGGACGACUUCAUAGAGGAAGCCAAGAUCAUGAUGAUGCUCCACCAUGAGAACCUGGUGCAGCUGUACGGCGUGUGCACCAAGCAGAGCAGCAUCUACAUUGUCACCGAGUUCCUCUCCAACGGCUGCCUGCUCACCUACCUCAGGGAGGGACUCAGGCAGCACCCGACCUCCGUGCAGCUCCUGGAGAUGUGCAAGGAUGUCUCUGAGGGCAUGGCCUACCUGGAGUCCCAACAGUACAUCCACAGGGAUCUGGCAGCCAGGAACUGCUUGGUCGAUGGCAACGGUACAGUCAAAGUGGCGGACUUUGGCCUGUCAAGGUACGUCCUUGAUGACGAGUACACAAGCUCGGCGGGUUCCAAGUUCCCUGUCCGCUGGUCUCCGCCUGAAGUUCUCCUCUACUGCAGAUUCAGCAGCAAGUCGGACAUCUGGGCUUACGGGGUGCUGAUGUGGGAGGUGUACACUUUGGGGAAACUUCCCUACGACCGUCUUAACAACAACGAAAUCGUGUCUCAGGUGUCCCAAGGCCUCCGCCUGUACCGUCCUCAGCUGGCGUGUGAGAAGGUAUACAGCAUCAUGUCAUCGUGCUGGCUCGAGAAGGCCGAUGAGAGACCCACUUUCCAGGAGCUGGCAUUCACUGUUCAGGAUUUGCUGUAUGAACUCCAAUAGAUCACAACUGCAGCGGCAGCCUGAAAAAUGAAUCCAAACUUUACAAUGUGUUUAAAUGUGCCACUAUAUGUAACUGGUUUGUAAUAGCGCAUUCAGCAAUAAUAUCAUGUUAACUAACAUUUUAUGUUUUAUUGAAAAUAUUCUUAUGUUCAGGUGGAAACAAGCUUUUUAAAUGCAUAUCUAAUUGCACAAAUGAAAACUACGUGUCAGACUUUUGAAUAAAUAGUGUCUAAUAUUUUA